Microcebus murinus (gray mouse lemur) is the source of this 3098-nucleotide messenger RNA. The record is from RefSeq and is a predicted model, not a curated record. Lineage: Eukaryota; Metazoa; Chordata; Mammalia; Primates; Cheirogaleidae.
CCUGUCUGGAACACCUGGCUCUGGGAGACCAGGAGGCACUUGCAGAACCAAGGGCUACUGAACAAAGUGAGAAGAUACAAAGCAAGAAUUUUUUCAGCAUUAUCUAAGAAUCAAAGACCAAUUUUGGCUGCUGCUUUCUUAUUCCUUCUGCCACGAUUCUAAGGUGCUUGAUCUACUGCGAACAAGGAUGAUGAAUGGCUUGGAAGGGAGAAUUGAACUGAAACAGCCAAAGGUUGUAGGGAAUUUCAGAGGUCAUGCUCUCCCUGGAACCUUCUUUAUUAUUUUGAGCCUUUGGUGGAGCACACAGAGUAUUCUGAAAUAUGUCUGUAAAAAGCAAAAGCAGACCUUCUACCUUGGUUCCAAAGCAGUAUUCCAUCUAGCAGAAAUUUUGGAAGGAACUGCAUUAAUUGGCAUGGCUUUAACCGGCAUGGCUGCGGAGCAGUUUAUUCCUGGAGGGCCCCACCUGAUCUUAUUUAAAGAGGGCCAGUGGAACCACCUCCUUAACUGGCAUCAUUUCACUAUGUAUUUCUUCUUUGGGCUGGUGGGUGUGGCAGACAUCCUAUGUGUCACCAUCCGUUCACUUCCCUCCUCCUUACCCAAGUUAAUGUUGUCAAAUGCCUUAUUUGUGGAGGCUUUUAUCUUCCACAACCACACUCAUGGCCGGGAAUUGCUGGAAAUCUUUGUGCACCAGCUGCUGGUUUUGGUCAUCUUUUUGACAGGCCUGGUCACCUUUAUGGAGUUCCUCCUGCAGAACAAUGUACUUCUGGAACUUCUGCGUUCAAGCCUUAUCAUGCUUCAGGGGAGCUGGUUCUUUCAGAUUGGUUUUGUCCUGUUUCCCCCCAGUGGGGCUCCUGCAUGGAAUCUGAUGGAUCAUGACAACAUUAUGUUUCUCACCAUAUGCUUUUGCUGGCAUUAUGCAGUAAGCUUUAUCAUCAUUGGAGUGAAUUACGCUUUUGUCACCUGGUUGGUUAAAUCUAAACUUAAGACACUCUGCCCCUCAGAAGUUAGACUCCUAAAAAAUGUUGAACGAGAACAAGAAUCAGAAGAAGAGAUGUGAUUUGGAUGGACAUCCAGUCUUCCUAGAUAAACCUUUGUUUUUUGUAUUGUUCAUGGUUUUGUUUCUUCAUCUUUUGUUUGGAGAACUGGCUAAGGAUGACCCUCAGUGAAGUGUUUGUAUUUCCAAUUUUAUUGAAUUAUUUGAAUUUAAAUGUUUCAUAUUUGGCUCUGAAAAUAUGUUGGGUGAUAAGUUUAUUUUGCACAUGUGCACAUCAUAGUAUUCAGGGGUUAUAGAGACUUUCCCCAGGUCAUCUACAGUUUAAUUUCCACACUAUAAAAAGUAUUUGUUUUAUUUCACUUAUAGAUACGCUCAAGGUUCCUGGGCUUGCUACCAUCUGUAACUUAUUGAACAUGUAGUUACGCUUGUUUGUCUUGUUGCUAGAAUGAGAAAUAAAUGAAUACAUGCACCUUGGUGCAGAUGCCUCUAGUUUUUGUUUUUGUUAUUUAACUAUACCCCACCCUUACAUCAUACAGAAGUGCUAGAGGACACAGAAAAUCCUUUUUGUGGGAGUGUUCUCUCUGUUGUACCUGAGUUCUCCCUGGGAAAGGUAGGCCAGGAGAGUCCUCCUAAAGUGUGUGAUUUUUCAGAGAAGAUGAAAGGAUGAUACCCAGGACAUGUGGUUGCAAAGCCAUUUGAGACCUGGAAAGGAGAGUUGUAGUGUUACCUGUAAGAGUAAAAAGUCACCACACACCAUAACAUGGCCACCAUGCCACCCACUCUGUUAAAAUGAGGAAAAGCCUUUUAUGGAAUACCUGGGUAAGAAAUCAGGACCCUUAUUAAGUCUGUGGGCUAAGCAGCCCCAAGUCAAUGAUGAGUUAGGAAGUUUUGUUUGCAAUUCUGGGUCUACCAUUAACCAGCCUCUAGGUCUCUAGUAAUCACCAUGUCUUUCUCUGUAAAGCAAAGGAAUUGAGAAGAAUGAAUCAUGGAUCCCUUUUGGCUAUCACAUUUUAUGAAUCUAGAAAUGGAAGCAUGUGGACAGCUAAUGUAGAACAAUGCUAGUCAGCAAGGCCAGUCUCUGCUGUGACAGAAAAGGAAGGUGGACUGCAGGAAUCCUUGAAAGAUGACCCAGGUAUGGAGAAAAGGAGGCGGCCUCAUGGGCAGCUGGAGUUGAGACAUGGACAACCAAAUCCUGGAGGUUCCCUGGUAUUCCAGAAGCACUGACAAGUCCAGAAGACUGCGCAGUCUGAUGCAUGUCACAGUGACACUGAAGAGUCAGUUGUGUUGUUGGAUUUAUGUUUGAUGACUACCAUUUUUAUGGAAGGAUAUGAACAUUAACAAAUUGUGAGCUUGAGCCAAAAUGGAAAAGUCUUUUCUCUACAUUGUGCUGGGAAGUCUUAAGGCAUAAAGUUGAAUGUGUCGUAGGGAAUUUCAGAGGUCAUGCUCUCCCUGGAAUCUUCUUUUUUGUUAUGGGUCUUUGGUGCAGUACAAGGAGUAUUCUGAAAUAUGUCUGUAAAAAGCAAAAACAGACUUUGUACCUUGGUUCCAAAGCAGUAUUCCAUCUAGUAGAAAUUUUGGAAGGAACUGCAUUAGUUGGCAUGGCUUUGACCGGCAUGGCUGCGGAGCAGUUUAUUCCUGGAGGGCCCCACCUGAUCUUAUUUAAAGAGGGCCAGUGGAACCACCUCCUUAACUGGCAUCAUUUCACUAUGUAUUUCUUCUUUGGGCUGGUGGGUGUGGCAGACAUCCUAUGUGUCACCAUCCGUUCACUUCCCUCCUCCUUACCCAAGUUAAUGUUGUCAAAUGCCUUAUUUGUGGAGGAUUGGUUUUGUCCUGUUUCCCCCCAGUGGGGCUCCUGCAUGGAAUCUGAUGGAUCAUGAGAACAUUAUGUUUCUCACCAUAUGCUUUUGGUGGCAUUAUGCAGUAAACUUUGUUAUCAUUGGAGCGAAUUACGCUUUUGUCACCUGGUUGGUUAAGUCUAAACUUAAGAGUUUCUGCCCCUCCGAAGUGGGACUCCUAAAAAGUGUUGCAGAAGAAUCAGAAGAAGAGAUGUGAUUUGAAUGGUCAUCCAGUUUUCCUAGAUAAACCUUUUCUUUUUUGUACUGUU